Priceomyces carsonii is the source of this 2370-nucleotide messenger RNA. RefSeq names its product putative serine/threonine protein kinase (gene KIC1). Gene Ontology annotation, molecular function: protein serine/threonine kinase activity; ATP binding. The transcript has a single exon. The record is from RefSeq and is a predicted model, not a curated record. Gene Ontology annotation, cellular component: cytoplasm. Gene Ontology annotation, biological process: protein phosphorylation. NCBI's taxonomy places the organism in Eukaryota, Fungi, Ascomycota, Pichiomycetes, Serinales, Debaryomycetaceae. The coding region runs from base 1 to 2370 and encodes 789 amino acids.
AUGAGUUCGACUGCUAUGUAUAGGCGAACAGAAGUAUUGGGGCGAGGAAAGUUUGGAGUUGUCUAUAAGGGAGUGAAUAAGCAGACGAAGAACGUUGUGGCGAUUAAGGUGCUAAAUUUGGAUACCCAAGAGGAUGAAGUGGCAGAGGUUCAACAAGAAAUCCAGUUUUUGGCCGAAUUAAAGCAUGUGUCUAAUGUGAUACAUUACCAUGGAUCAUUUUUAAAUGAUACAAGGCUUUGGAUUAUCAUGGACUACUGUGCUGGAGGGUCAGUUAGAACCUUAUUAAAAGCAGGAGUGUUCGAGGAAAAGUACAUUGCUAUAAUAGUGAGAGAACUUGCAAUAGCGCUCCAAGCGGUACAUAAAUUAGAGGUCAUUCAUAGAGACUUGAAAGCUGCUAAUGUAUUGAUUACAAACGAAGGAAAUGUGCAGUUGUGUGAUUUUGGGGUGGCUGCUAGAUUAACAUCGACGUCCAAUAAAAGAAACACGAUGGCUGGUACUCCCUACUGGAUGGCACCCGAGGUUAUUCGAGAGGGCGAGGAGUAUAAUGUAAAGGCUGAUAUUUGGUCUCUUGGAAUGACUAUAUAUGAAAUUACCACAGGAAACCCUCCAUAUUGCGAUAAAGAUGCGUCUUGGGCUAUGCAGAUGAUCUCGAAACUGACGCCACCUAGAUUGGAAGGUAGAGAGUAUUCACCGAUCUUGAAAGAAUGUAUUGCUUUGUGCUUGGAUGAAAAUCCCGACGAGCGUCCACUGGCAGAAGAUCUUCUGAAAUGCAGAUUAGUGAAGAUGUACAAGGGGCAUCCCACGCUUCUCUUGAAGGAAGUUAUUUCAAGAUACUUGAUAUGGAGAGAUCACAAUUCAAGAGAGUCAUUGCAUCAAAAUAAUUUAGAUGACGAUAUGCAAAGCAUCGCAGAAAGUAAUCAUAUGCAAGUGAAGUGGGAUUUUGAUUCUCUCAGUAGUAAGGAGUAUAUCAUUGAAAAUGAUAUCGAUAUUGAUCAGGUUGAUGAGAAGUAUUCGUACGACGAUGAUGCUGCUGCUGACACAUACCGCACCUUCAAAUUUGGCAACGCCAAGCAAGGAUCAGAUCAGGCUAACACAAUAUCGAUGCAUGAUGCUUCUUCUCCGAUCUCACCUCGAAUCAAACAUUCAGAGAAGCCAGACAUUCCUAAAUCACUAACUCUGUUAUUUCAGGAUUCUGAGCCACCCGAGGAACUAGGCUCAGCUGGGCGGUCUGGUGUUGAAUUGUCAGCGCCCUCUUCUAAAUUUAAUGGAAGAGUUGAAUCUCCUACCAUUGAAAUACCUGAUAUGGACAAUCUUUCAAAUUUUUCGAAACAUGGCCCAGCAAGUGCCAACGCGGUGGAUACAAUACAUACGACACAGCCAGCGAUUAGCAAACCACCUACUCUUUACCAUUCACAAUCAGCAUCAGGGAACCUAGAAUCGAGAUUCAUAUCUUCAAUACCGGCGACUUCUACAAUCAAUAGUAGAAAGACUAAGGUAUCAUCCAAUCAAGCAUCGGAGGCAAUUCUUCAGGGUCCACCUCAGUCGCCACCUUAUUCACAAACAACGCAAAAUAAUAGAACUCCAUCUCCAGCGACGCAGUCGUCGUCUAGUACCUUGGUUUCGGCUCAAACUAACUUUUCGCCUUCUAAGUCUAUGAAGGCACUACAUUCACACACCAAUCCACUAUUGCAACCGAUAAAUUUCAAAGCAACUGACUCGACUAAUAUAUCGUCUUCUAAUCCUACUUCGAAUACGGUUGGAGUCCAGAGUAAUAAGUCAAAUGGGGUUCACAACGAAGAUUCUGAGAGCUCUAAAGGUGCCUCCAAUGCCAAUUCUAUUUCAUCGCAGCCUCAAGGCUCUACAGGUACAACGGGACGAAGAGCUAGGCCAGGCUUGUAUAUUCAAAUGCCCACUCCUUCUAACGGGUAUAACAGUUUGUCGGCUUUAACGAACGAAGGAAUAGAAGGCGCCGUGAAGAAUGGUCACAAUAUCAAUCAGUUUGGUAUCAAUCCUGCCCAGGCUGCAAACUUGACGAUGACUAUGACACCUGUCGCAGAGAAGGAAGCACUUAGUUACAAUGCGUUACAACAAGAUAGCAAUGAUAAUGAUGGCGAGAAGGAAACAAGGGUAAUACCUACUCACAGGAAGACGUCUUCAGCUUCGGUACACCCAAACUUACAGGCCCCAAAACCUCUAUCGCCUCCGAAUAGUACGUCAAGCAAUUCCACCAAGGCUAAAUUUCCUACGAUUCCAAAUAUUAAUGGGACAUAUUUUUCUGAUUCCACACCCAAGCAGAAGCUUAUAAAUGAAUUGGACACUAUGAUUAAACUAUUCAAUCAAGGUUUGGAUGCUUUAGUAGAGAACCUAUAA